Molecule: messenger RNA, 4141 nt
Organism: Dendronephthya gigantea
Lineage: Eukaryota; Metazoa; Cnidaria; Anthozoa; Malacalcyonacea; Nephtheidae
Product: exportin-1-like
Exons: 33
Coding region: 77-3415 (1112 amino acids)
Biological process (GO): ribosomal large subunit export from nucleus; protein export from nucleus; ribosomal small subunit export from nucleus
Cellular component (GO): cytoplasm; nucleus
Molecular function (GO): nuclear export signal receptor activity; small GTPase binding
Source: RefSeq, a predicted model, not a curated record
GAACCGGGUAAAAGCGGUGUGAACUGGCUCAAUCCAAUCCGUGAGAGGCUGUGAAUGAACUUUGUAAUGGUGGUUGAUGAAAACGCGGUCAAUACGAACGAUAGCAGCUAACAUUUAUGAAUUUGAAGCGUUUUCAAUGCCUGUUGCAAUGACUACUGUCGACCAAGCGGCUGUACUGUUGGAUUUCAACCAGAAACUGGACAUAAACCUAUUAGACAAUGUUGUUUCAUGCUUCUAUAGCAGCGAAGGACCCGAGCAAAAGGCUGCGGAUCAGGUCCUAACACAGUUGAAACAGCACCCUGAAUCGUGGACUAGAGUUGACAGCAUCCUUGAAUAUUCGAAAAGUUUACAAACAAAAUAUUUUGCGUUGCAAGUUUUGGAAACUGUAAUAAAAACUCGCUGGAAAGUGCUCCCUCGGGAACAAUGCGAAGGAAUAAAGAAAUAUAUCGUCGGUCUUGUAAUCAAGAACUCUAUGAGUGCGGAUAAUCAAAUAGAGAAAGACAAAGCUUACUUGGGGAAACUAAAUAUGAUUCUGGUUGAGAUCUUAAAGCAUGAGUGGCCUAAGAAUUGGCCAACAUUCAUCAGUGAUAUUGUUGGAGCCAGCAAAGCGAAUGAAACCAUUUGUGAAAAUAACAUGAAAAUUUUAAGAUUAUUGAGCGAGGAGGUGUUUGACUUCUCUAGUGGACAACUCACACAAACAAAAGCUAAGCAUCUUAAAGACUCGAUGUGCAGCGAGUUUUCGCAAAUUUUCACCCUAUGUCAGUUUGUAAUGGAAAAUUCCCAAAAUGUUCCUCUUGUUGAAGCAACUUUGCAAACUCUGCUAAAAUUCUUAAACUGGAUUCCACUUGGAUAUAUCUUUGAGACCAAACUGAUAAGCACAUUAAUAUACAAGUUCCUAAAUGUACCCAUGUUUCGAAAUGUAACACUGAAAUGUCUGACAGAGAUUGCUGCCAUAAGUGCCUCUCAGUAUAAUGAACAGUUCAUUCAGCUUUACACUUUAACUAUGACGCAGUUGAAGCAGAUGCUACCAAUAUCCACCAAUAUCAAGGAAGCUUACACAAAUGGAAGAGAUGAUGAACAGAAAUUUAUUCAAAAUUUAAGUUUGUUUUUAUGCAGCUUUUUGAAGGAGCAUGGACAGCUUAUUGAAGCUAAGGUUGAUCUUCACACAACAUUAUUAGAGUCUCUCCACUACCUGGUCUUGAUAUCUGAAGUUGAAGAAAUUGAAAUAUUCAAGAUAUGUUUAGAAUACUGGAAUAGUUUAGCUGGUGAUCUUUAUAGAGAAAGUCCUUUCUCAUCCUCUACCAGCCCCUUGCUAAUUGGCACCAUCCAGCAACAGCAUGUGCCCCCAAGAAGACAGAUAUAUCUGCUGGUUCUCUCCAAGGUUCGAAUAACAAUGAUAUCACGUAUGGCCAAACCAGAGGAGGUUCUUGUUGUGGAAAACGAUCAGGGAGAGGUUGUGCGUGAAUUUAUGAAGGACACCGAUGCCAUCAACUUGUAUAAAAAUAUGAGAGAAACUUUAGUCUAUUUGACACAUUUGGACUACCAGGAUACUGAAGUUCACAUGACGGAAAAACUCCAAGCCCAGGUCGAUGGUUCCGAGUGGUCUUGGAAAAAUCUAAAUACGUUGUGCUGGGCCAUUGGGUCCAUUAGUGGAGCGAUGCAUGAAGAAGAUGAAAAGAGGUUCUUGGUCACCGUAAUCAAGGACUUGCUUGGUUUAUGUGAAAUCAAGCGUGGGAAAGAUAACAAGGCUAUCAUCGCUUCGAAUAUUAUGUACAUUGUUGGACAAUAUCCAAGAUUUCUCAGAGCCCAUUGGAAGUUCCUAAAGACUGUUGUUAAUAAACUCUUUGAGUUCAUGCACGAAACUCACGACGGUGUUCAAGAUAUGGCUUGUGAUACAUUCAUUAAGAUCGCUCAGAAAUGUCGACGGCAUUUUGUAACGAAAAAUGGUUAUUUUACGAAAGACAUUAUCGUAAAUGGACAAAUGAAACAGGUUCAAGUGGGUGAAGUGAUGCCAUUUAUUGAGGAGAUACUUAACACAAUUCAGACUAUCAUAUGCGAUCUACAACCCCAACAGAUUCAUACAUUCUACGAAGCCGUUGGAUACAUGAUUAGCGCACAGUCUGAUUCAGUAGUCCAAGAAAGGUUGAUUGAGAAAUACAUGUCUUUACCCAAUCACGUGUGGGACAACAUCAUCAAGGACGCCACCAAGAAUGUCGAUACGUUGAAAGACAUGGAAAUCGUGAAGCAGCUGAGCAAUAUUCUAAAAACAAACGUCCAUGGUUGCAAAGCUAUCGGCCAUCCCUUCGUCACCCAACUCGGUCGUAUUUACCUGGACAUGUUGAACGUGUAUCGCUGUUUGAGUGAAAACAUUUCCUCGGCUGUGGCGGCAAACGGACCGGUGGUUACGAAGCAACCGCUGAUCCGCGCCAUGCGCGGUGCAAAGACGGAGACCUUGCGAUUGAUCUCGACUUGGGUGGGAAAAUCUAGCGAUGCUAAACUUGUGUGCGAUAAUUUUAUUCCUCCUUUAUUGGAAGCUGUCUUGGGCGACUAUCAGAGAAACUUGCCCGCGGCGAGGGAACCAGAAGUCCUCAAUACCAUGGCAACUUUGACCAAUAAACUGGGGCAUUUCGUGACAGACCAAGUGCCACAGAUACUUGAUGCUCUCUUCGGCUGUACUUUGGAAAUGAUCAACAAAGAUAUGGAGGAGUGGCCAGAACAUCGAACGAAUUUCUUCCUUCUUCUGAAAGCCGUAGUGGAACAUUGCUUUUCAGCUUUGUUGAAAAUCCCAGCAGAACAGUUCAAAUUGGUCCUGGAUUCCAUCGUCUGGGCUUUCAAGCACACGAUGCGGAACGUUGCUGACACAGGUUUGGAAAUUUUGUAUUCGCUGUUGAGAAAUUUUGAGAAAUCCGAGAGCUCGUCACAGAAUUUCUAUCAAACGUACUACACGAUGAUCUUACAGCAUAUCUUCUCUGUCGUCACCGAUACUUCGCACACCGCCGGUCUCAAUCAUCAUGCGACGAUUCUUUCUCACAUGUUCCAUUUGUUGGAAGCUGGAAAGGUUGUCGCGCCUCUCUACGAUAAAGCCCAACAUCCUGGCGUCUCGAACAAUCAUGAAUACAUCCAUCAAUACGUGUCGAAUCUACUGAAGCAAGCAUUUCAACAUUUGCAAUCAGAUCAAGUACGAAUAUUGGUUGAAGGGUUUUUCACGUUAAAUCAAGAUAUACCAGCAUUCAAAGAACAUCUCCGGGAUUUCCUCGUUCAAAUCAAGGAGUUUCGUGGAGAGGACACGGGUGAUCUGUUCUUACUGGAACGAGAGGCUGAACUCAAGAAAGCACACGAGGAAAAGCGACAGAUCCAAUUGACGGUACCGGGAAUAAUUAACCCUCAUGAUAUCCCAGAGGAAAUGCAAGAUUAGCUUGCCCCUCACCCACCCCCAUGUUUUAUCACCACCUUAUCUCUCCCUUCUCGCGCACAUCGCGAAAGCAAGGGGCGUGUUUUGUAAAAAUCAGAGGUGAUUUACCGUUUUUAGCUGGUUUUUUAACCAGAGACCGUCAUAGAAAGUUGUCAGUUCGAGGGUAUUUAUAUACCCUGGACAGACCAUGAAAGAUCAUUACCAUGGUUACAAUGCUCGGGUCACCGAUCCCAGGGACAAAAGUACCAUAUCACUAACGGUGGUAUAAACACUCUUGGGAACCAAAGUAUAUCACACCCGGAAAAAUACCAGGAAAACAAUGUACCAUAGCAUGGAUACCUGGUUAUCCAAACCACCUGUGCUUUAGAUGCUUCAGACUUUCGGGACUUAAUACGUUUGUUAAAGGAGCCUUCACUUGUUGCCAACGAGUGGUUUGAGAACGAUCCUUUUUCUAAAUAUCCAUUCCGCUGUUUGUGCAUUCGAUUGCAACUUCACUCUGUCCACGUAUGGUUCAUAGGUCCAAUCUUUCUUUCAUUUUUACUCCUAUCUUAGUUCUCUUUAAUUUCCAGUUUAUGGUUCUACAAAAACUUGCUCAGUCAUGUAAGUUAGAAAUAAUUCUUUGCCGGCCACAAUUCAAAACAAAAUGUAUACUUGAUAUCAAUAGUCUAUCAUAUUUGCUGUAAAUACCAAGGCAUAUUUUUAGAAAAAAUAUACUAAGAUUAUACAUUU